This is a messenger RNA of Nannospalax galili (Upper Galilee mountains blind mole rat), 730 nucleotides long. Its product is annotated as cytochrome c oxidase subunit 6A1, mitochondrial. Bases 16 to 534 code for a protein of 172 amino acids. Gene Ontology annotation, cellular component: mitochondrial inner membrane. Gene Ontology annotation, molecular function: enzyme regulator activity. Gene Ontology annotation, biological process: mitochondrial electron transport, cytochrome c to oxygen. Lineage: Eukaryota; Metazoa; Chordata; Mammalia; Rodentia; Spalacidae. The transcript has 3 exons. The record is from RefSeq and is a predicted model, not a curated record.
GGCCCAGCAGGUGCAAUGCGCAAGCGCUCUCCAGCAUGGCGGCCCCGGAGGAUUUCCAGCCUUUCGGAAGAUAGUGCGCAGGCUCCGCAGUUCCCGAUAUACCAUCGAGAACUUCCCAAUGGGAACGUCCUUUGGAGGUUGUUGUCCCGCCCACUAUGCCCUCCUUACUUCCUCUUCCGCCUGCAGUGCAGAUCCAAGAUGGUGGCAGCCGCGGUACGCGCGCCCGGGCUGUCGCGGUUGCUGGGCCGGGCCCGCCCACAGGUGGGGCGGCCCAUGUCGAGCGGCGCCCACGGAGAGGAGGGCUCAGCUCGCCUGUGGAGGGGCCUCACCUUCAUCGUGGCGCUGCCCGGGGUGGCGGUGAGCAUGCUCAAUGUUUUCCUUAAGUCGCGACACGGAGAGCACGAGAGACCCGAGUUCAUCGCCUACCCGCAUCUCCGCAUCAGGACCAAGCCCUUUCCUUGGGGAGAUGGUAAUCAUACCCUCUUCCAUAACCCUCAUGUGAAUCCGCUUCCAACUGGCUAUGAAGAUGAGUAAAAAGAACCUGGACCUUCACCCAGGCAACAGGGGCCACAACACUGGUUUGGACCAUUACUCUGCACGUGGACCAGAAAAGUGUAUGGGACGUUAAGCUCAUCUUCCCUUGUAUCAAAUGGUGACCAUUAUACUGAGCUUUCAUUCCAUCCCUUUACUUGUGGGAGGAGAUGGCUUAAAUAAAUAACUUAAACUUAGA